AUGGCGACCCUUCAGACAGUUCAGACACAAUUCGCUUCUGUUGACGUAGUGAACGUUGCGUACCGGCGCCUCGGAAAGCAGAACACCUUUCCGUUACUAUACGUCAACCAUCUUCGAGGGUCAAUAGAUCUACUCGAUCCUCUCCUCUUCAAUAUCAUUGCCAAAAUUCGAGAGGUCAUUCUAUAUGACAGUUUCGGUAUCGGCCACAGCGAAGGUGCCGUACCAGAUUCUACUACAGCUAUGGCCUCCAUUGCCGCCAAACUCCUCGCUGCCAUUGGAGUCUCCAAGGUAGAUGCCAUUGGCUUCUCAAUGGGUGGAAGGGCUGCGCAGAUCCUGGCCUGGGAUGACCCGCAGCUGAUCCACAAGUUGUCUUGCCUUCACGCGAUGUGCUCGAGAGCGUCGCUGGGAAGGAUUCAUGAACGACAAAUGGAUGGAGAAGAGCGCAAGGAAUUCCUUGUUGGACAGGGGGCUAGGGCACAGCUGACGGCUAUUUUCGCUUUCACUGUGGACGUUAACAAGUUCAACCUCCUUAAAGAUAUCAAGGCUCCAACGUUGGUGACGAAUGGUCACACCGACGUUAUGUCGCCCACUCCCAACAGUUUUAGUCUACAACAAAAGAUCAGCAAUGCGCAGCUUAUUUUCUACCCUGACUUGGGACAUGGCCACUUGUUCCAGUACCCUGAGCUCUACGCACAGCACCUCGAGCUCUUCUUAAACUAUCUAUAG
Molecule: messenger RNA, 726 nt
Organism: Fusarium oxysporum Fo47
Lineage: Eukaryota; Fungi; Ascomycota; Sordariomycetes; Hypocreales; Nectriaceae
Product: Alpha/Beta hydrolase protein
Exons: 3
Coding region: 1-726 (241 amino acids)
Source: RefSeq, a predicted model, not a curated record